This is a messenger RNA of Aspergillus viridinutans, 996 nucleotides long. RefSeq names its product forkhead box transcription factor. Gene Ontology annotation, molecular function: DNA-binding transcription factor activity, RNA polymerase II-specific; RNA polymerase II cis-regulatory region sequence-specific DNA binding. The record is from RefSeq and is a predicted model, not a curated record. Bases 1 to 996 code for a protein of 331 amino acids. The transcript is spliced from 2 exons. Lineage: Eukaryota; Fungi; Ascomycota; Eurotiomycetes; Eurotiales; Aspergillaceae. Gene Ontology annotation, cellular component: nucleus. Gene Ontology annotation, biological process: regulation of transcription by RNA polymerase II.
AUGGCGCCCUACUCCAGACCGGACCAGGCAGAUAUUCAGUUUGGGUACCCUCGUGUGACUGAAAGUUCGUCGGACUGGAUCCAGGGAGUAGAGGGCCAUGGUCGCAAUGCCCCUGAUUCUCAGAUCUACAUUACGCCUUCACCAGCCGCUGAACCCUUUCCACAACAGUCUGAGACGAUGCACACCACACCCUCUCCCCAAACAAGGUCAGCCACGUCUUCCAAUUCUUCACAGCAUGUCGACCGUGAGAGAACAGAAAUCCAGCGAGAAAUUGAGCGCAAUGAAACAGAAAGGAAUCCAAUUUCAGACGACAGUGGGCCCACAGACCUUCCGUAUUCUCAUUUGAUCGCGGAAGCUCUAAAGACUGCUCCUGAUAGGAAGCGUACUCUUCAGGAGAUCUAUAGCUGGUUCGAGCAAAAUACAAGCAAGGGGAGAGACCAACGCUCAAAGGGAUGGCAGAACAGUAUCCGGCACAAUCUCUCAAUGAAUGCGGGCUUUGAAGCCGUGAGGGUAGAAUCUCCCAAUGGCAAAAAGGCCGUGAAUUACUGGCGCCUUACGGACGAGGCAUACAGGAAAGGCAUCCAGUCGACUACCCGAUACAGGAAGCAAGCGAAUCACAAAAGGCCUUUGGGCUCGGAUACACCGGCUCCCCAGCGCCAACGAUCUGGGGCCAAAGGAGGGAAGGCGACCAAGAUUGCAGCCAAGUAUCGUGGUCAGAUGUUUUUGAUGACAGGAGGCCCGCAGGACGCUGCACAAAGGGAACGACUGUAUCUGCAUUCCGCCCCUCUGCAGCAGCAGCAGCAGCAGCAGCUACCGUCACAGAUCGGGAAUCACUUCCCGUACCUUCGCACAGCUACUUCUGUGGCGACGACAGUGACACCAACCCGUGCGUCCGGUCCUGCCACGCUCAUGCAUCGACCGUCAGCAGAACAGUACAAUUUGGCUAGCGUCAUUGGCUGCACGGAGGCCCCCUCCCUGUACCCCUAUGUUCUAUGA